Messenger RNA from Gossypium arboreum, 1485 nucleotides. RefSeq lists its product as uncharacterized. NCBI's taxonomy places the organism in Eukaryota, Viridiplantae, Streptophyta, Magnoliopsida, Malvales, Malvaceae. The transcript is spliced from 5 exons. The record is from RefSeq and is a predicted model, not a curated record. The coding region runs from base 1 to 1485 and encodes 494 amino acids.
AUGGACUGGUUGGUUAUGCAUCAAGCGAAUUUGGAUUGUGCAGCAAAACGGGGGUUACUGAAAACUGCAAAGGGUGACGAGGUAGUUGUGUUUGGGGAGCAUCAAAAUUAUCUCUUAUAUAUGAUUUUUACACUUAGAGUUGAGAAGCUGGUUCGUAAGGGUUGUGAGGCGUAUCUAGCCUAUGCUAGUGUUUCUGGUUCUGAGGUUUCUUCUAUUAAAGAUACCAGAUCGGUUAUGGAUUUUCAUGAUGUUUUUCCCAAUAAAUUGCCUGGGUUACCUCCUAACCGUGAAGUUGAGUUUGGGAUAGAGCUCUUGCCUAGUAUAGCUCUGAUGUCUAUCGCCCCUUAUAGAAUGAUUUUGAAGGAGAAACAACUAUACGCUAAAUUCAACAAGUGCAAAUUCUGGCUACGAGAGGUAACAUUUCUGGGUCAUGUGGUAUCUGUUGAAGGGGUUAGAGUUGACCCUCGAAAAAUUGAAGAUGUUCUGGAUAGUAAGCAGCCUAAAUCGGUAUCUGAGAUUUGUAGUUUUCUAGCCAAUGCGGUGGCCAACGCACUGAGCCGAAGGGCUAUGACUAAUCUGAGAGGUAUGUUUGCUCGUCUCAGUUUGUUUGACGAUGGUAGCUUGUUGGCAGAACUCCAAGUUAAACCGAAGUGGAUAGAUCAGAUUAAGGGUAAACAGUUGGAGGAUGAGUCUCUAGGUCCUCGAUUUCAAUAUAUAAAGAGUGAGGAAACUUUAGAUUUUGGACUGAAUAACGAAGGGGUACUUUGUUUCCGCGGGAGAGUCUGCGUACCAAAAGAUACUGACCUGAGGCAGUUAUACUGCAAGAAGCACAUAGUAGUCUGUAUGAGAUGCAUCUUGGCAGGAAUAAGAUGUAUUGUGCCCUUCGUGAGUUAUAUUGGUGGCCUAGUCUUAAGCGUAAAGUUACCGACUUUGUGGGUAAAUGUCUUACUUGCCAGCAGGUUAAGGCUGAAUACCAGUUACCUUCGGGAUUGCUUCAGCCAGUUAAGAUUUCGCUUUGAAAGUGGGAGAGAGUGUCGUACUCCUAAGUGUUGGAUUGAGUUGGUCGAGCAGCAUGUUCUGGGCCCUGAAUUAAUUUCUGAUACUGAGGAUAAAGUUAGAUUGAUACGGGAUCGACUGAAAGCAGCAUCUAAUAGGAAGAAGUCAUAUGCAGAUUUGAUGCGUAAGGAGAUUGUGUAUUCUAUGGGGGACUUAGUGUUUCUCAAGCUUGAGUUACCUCCAAAGUUGGACCAGAUUCAUGAUGUGUUCCAUGUCUUUAUGUUGAGGCGAUAUUGCUCUAAUCCUGCACAUAUCGUCUCGACUGAGGAGAUUGAAGUUAGGCCAGAUCUGACGUUUGAGGAAGAUCCAGUCCAGAUUUUAGAUCAUGAUGUGAAGAUUCUUAGGAGGAAAUCGGUUCCACUGGUUAAGGUUCUAUGGCGUAACCAUAGUUCUGAGGAAGCCACAUGGGAACCUGAGGAGGCGAUGUGA